Molecule: messenger RNA, 2780 nt
Organism: Carya illinoinensis
Lineage: Eukaryota; Viridiplantae; Streptophyta; Magnoliopsida; Fagales; Juglandaceae
Product: cyclic nucleotide-gated ion channel 17-like
Exons: 7
Coding region: 246-2408 (720 amino acids)
Biological process (GO): transmembrane transport; potassium ion transport
Cellular component (GO): membrane
Molecular function (GO): voltage-gated potassium channel activity
Source: RefSeq, a predicted model, not a curated record
UUACAUUCUUAAACACGUUCCCAUUUCGUCCAGCAAACACCUCGUAAACAUUGCGAUACCCUGCAAAAUCCCAUCUCGCUACCUUUACCUUUCGCUCGCCUCCACCUACACCCCACGUUACUCUCCUACUCAUUGAACUCUGAUUUGGUCUCAAAGAGAGUGAGUUCUCGAGGGCUUGGAGUAGGGUGUGAAAGCAGGGGUACGCUUGGAGGAUCGGAUUUCAGCUGUCCUCCCUCCUCUUUGGCAUGAAACUGAAGAAGGAAAAGUUUGUCAGGUUUUAUUCUGAUGGAAAAAAACAAAACGAGUCUCCAUGGGGAAGAACUGAACCAACACAGCUAGAAAGGUCUUCAUCUGCAUAUAAGGUUCCGCCAUCUUUGCCAAAAUCUGAUAAUGGACUAGUUGGGGGUAGAAAUAGAUUCACUGAAAAUCUCAGAACUGGAAAGUCUAAGGUGUUUCCAGAGGACCAUGAGCCAUGGCGCAAGAGAAUACUUGACCCCGGUAGUGAGAUUGUGUUGCAAUGGAACUGGGUUUUCAUGUUUUUUUGCUUGGUGGCACUUUUUGUUGACCCAUUGUACUUUUACUUGCCCACGCUGGGAGGAGAUGCUGACUCUUCAUGUGUAAAGACAGACUUGAAUUUGCGAAUUGUUGUGACCUUUUUCCGGACAAUUACAGAUAUAUUCUAUUUGUUGCAUGUGAUUAUAAAAUUCCGGACUGCUUAUGUUGCACCUAGCUCUCGGGUGUUUGGCAGGGGUGAACUUGUCAUGGAUCCGAAGAAGAUUGCACAGAGGUAUAUUCGAUCUGACUUCUUGAUAGAUCUCAUUGCCACACUGCCCCUUCCUCAGAUAGUUAUCUGGUUUAUUAUACCAGCAACAAGAAGUCCCCAAGCUGAUCACAAGAACAAUACCCUUGCACUUAUUGUUCUGCUUCAAUAUGUUCCGAGAUUAUAUCUGAUUUUUCCAUUAAGAUCGCAAAUAAUUAAAGCAACCGGACUGGUCACCAAAACUGCCUGGGCGGGGGCUGCAUAUAAUCUGCUGCUUUAUAUGCUUGCUAGCCAUGUUUUAGGGGCAGCAUGGUAUUUGCUGUCUAUUGACCGUUAUACCUCAUGCUGGAAAAAACUUUGUAAACAAUCUACAGGUUGCUCACCAAGCUAUUUAGAUUGCAGUCCGUCUCGCAAGAUGUGGGAAAAUGUUACAGACGUGUUUAAGAACUGUAAUCCUGGUAAUGAAAUUGAGUUCAAUUAUGGCAUAUUUGAAAAUGCAGUGAAGAAAAAUGUUGUAUUCUCAAACUUCGUCAGGAAGUAUUUCUACUGUUUAUGGUGGGGCCUACAGAAUCUGAGUUCAUAUGGGCAGAAUUUGUCGACCAGCCCUUUUAUUGGAGAGACUUCAUUUGCCAUUCUCAUUGCCAUCUUGGGUCUUGUAUUAUUUGCCCAUUUGAUUGGGAACAUGCAGACGUACUUGCAAUCUUUCACUGUGAGGUUAGAGGAAUGGAGACUCAAGCGAAGAGACACUGAAGAGUGGAUGCGGCAUCGCCAACUCCCUGAAGAUUUGAAGCAACAAGUUAGACGUUUUGUUCAAUAUAAGUGGCUUGCAACUCGCGGAGUUGAUGAAGAAGCCAUCCUCCAUGAUUUACCUGCUGAUCUUCGCCGUGAUAUCCAGCGCCAUCUAUGCUUGGACCUUGUUCGACGAGUGCCCUUCUUCUCGCAGAUGGAUGAUCAGCUGCUCGACGCAAUAUGUGAGCGUCUGGUGUCCUCCCUAAGCACUGCAGGUACCUACAUUGUUCGUGAGGGUGACCCUGUGACAGAGAUGCUUUUUAUUAUCAGAGGUAGAUUGGACAGCUCUACUACCAAUGGUGGUCGAACUGGUUUCUUCAAUUCAAUCACAUUGAGACCUGGAGAUUUUUGUGGAGAGGAGUUGCUUGCAUGGGCCUUGCUUCCCAAAUCUACAGUCAACCUGCCAUCCUCAACUAGAACAGUCAAAGCACUGAAUGAAGUUGAAGCUUUCGCACUGCGAGCUGAAGAUCUGAAAUUUGUGGCCAAUCAAUUCAGACGCCUUCACAGCAAGAAGCUGCAGCACACCUUCCGGUUUUAUUCUCACCAUUGGAGGACAUGGGCAGCCUGCUUCAUACAGGCUGCUUGGCGUCGGUACAAGAGGAGGAUGACUGCAAAAGAUUUCACCAUGCAGGAAUCUUUUGCUUUGAACGUUGUAGAAAACAAUGAGACAGACGAAGAGGAAGAGGAACAUUUUCCUGUUGAUUCAAAUUCUUCACAGGCAGAAAUGAACCUGAGGGUCACAAUUCUGGCUUCGAGGUUUGCUGCAAACACAAGAAAAGGAGCUCAUAGGAUAAAGGAUGAGAUGCCAAAAUUUCAAAAACCUGAAGAGCCUGACUUUUCUACUGAACCUGAUGACUAGUAAGUAGUUACUUAUAUAUUAGGCUAGCGUUACACGUUUGAUGUACCUCUCUGAAAUCCGUCACCAAGACACUGCAGAAUCCUUUCAUUUGGAAUAUGGUAAUCCAAAUUGCCGGAAGGCUCACAUGAUGCUUCUGAAUGUUCCAGUGUACUUGGUUAUACCUUUAGAGGUGAGUCAGAGAGAAGAUUGUAUUGAAAGAGAGAAGGGCAAGAAGGGGGAGGGUGUCAGGUCAAAUAUUGGGAUCUUGGUUAGAGUAAGCUGAUAAAAUUCAGUGGAGUGAACCAUGAGCUGUAGACCUGGCUCAGUCAAACUGUUUAGAAGGAUACUUGGAACUGUUUAAAUUCAAAUAAAAGGACAUUAAAUUUUAUACUA